This is a messenger RNA of Ailuropoda melanoleuca (giant panda), 3345 nucleotides long. It is a transcript of the gene DIPK1C, whose product is annotated as divergent protein kinase domain 1C. Bases 1 to 1386 code for a protein of 461 amino acids. The record is from RefSeq and is a predicted model, not a curated record. NCBI's taxonomy places the organism in Eukaryota, Metazoa, Chordata, Mammalia, Carnivora, Ursidae. The transcript is spliced from 5 exons.
AUGUUUGCAAUUGCUGGACAGUCUUUUCUCCACACAUCUCAACAUGCAAUCGUGUUUGCUGACGACUUCUCCCCACAUGUCACCGGACGCUCGGAACAACCCCGUCAGGUGGUCAUCGCGCAUUCCGGUGACCCACUUAUGGCCGAGCAAGUCCUCAGCGAUGCGGUGACCCAGCCAAGGGGCCGCUCCUUACGCGGUUUCUCUCAACAGCUGAUUAAAGCAUCCUGCGCACAGGAAGCAACCUGGCCCCUUUCCUGCCCCAGGCCAGGGUCGGCUCGGCCCCUCCCGCCUGGUGACCCAUUGUCCCCUUCCUUCCAGUGCCGGGAGUACGAGGGCGGGGUGCUGGUGGGAGACCUGUGUGAGGACCUGUGCGUGGCGGGGAAGCUGCUUUACCAGCGCUGUCUCUACUACGAGAGGGGCAAGAAGGUGCUGCAGGCCGACUGGCGCGGCCGCCCCAUCAUCCUCAAGUCCAAGGAGGAGGCCUUCUCCAGCUUCCAGCCGCUCGGCCUGCUGGAGGACGCGGCCGACGAGGGCGGCCAGGGCGUCCCCGAGGCAGAGCUGCUCCUGCUGGUGGCCGGCGAGGUCAAGAACGCCCUGGGCCUGGAGCUGUCCGGCGGCAGCCUGGGGCCGCUGUGGCCGGGCAGGCGCGGCCCUCGCUGGCGGGGGCAGCUGGCCAGCCUGUGGUCCCUGCUGCAGCAGGAGGAGUUCGUCCUCUUCAGCCUGCUGCAGGACCUGAGCCGGCACGCCCUGCCCGUGCUGGGCUCCUGCGGCCACUUCUACGCGGUGGAGUACCUGGCCGCUGGCAGCCCCCGCCACAAGACCCUCUUCCCCCUCGAUGGGGCUGCAGGGGCGCCCCGGGGCGGCCAGGGCCAGGCCAAGGCCGUCAGCGACAUGGCGCUCAGCUUCCUGGACAUGGUGAGCCACUUCGAGGACGACUUCUCUCACCGCCUCCACCUCUGCGACGUCAAGCCUGAAAACUUUGCCAUCAGGAGUGACUUCACGGUGGUGGCCAUCGACGUGGACAUGGCCUUUUUUGAACCUAAAAUGAGGGAAAUUCUCGAGCAAAACUGCACGGGAGAUGAAGACUGCAAUUUCUUUGACUGUUUUUCAAAGUGUGAUUUGCGUGUCAACAAGUGCGGAGCGGAAAGAGUCAACAGCAACCUGCAGGUCAUCUGUGACAAGAUAUUCCGCCACUGGUUCUCCUCGGGUCUCGGGAGCUCAGGCCUAUCCUUCUCGCUGCAGCGACAGUUGCGGGAGGCGGUGCAGGAAUGCGCCGACCCCCGGCACACCGCCCACAGCUCCCCGAGAGCAGCCUCCGAUGUGUUCAGGAAGCUUCGACGCCUCCUCCGAGCCACGCAGAAAGAACUGCAGGAGGCGGAGAAGUAGCGGCUGCUGUGGCCUCAGGCGGAUUCCCUCCAGUUCGCAGUUGUAAGGAGGAGACAUUCCUCUAGGCAAACAACAGCCCCCUCCGGUGUCCCCAUGUCCCCGUGCUCUCCUGCGGAGCCAGUGGUUGAUGCUCUGCGGACUCCACGCUGGCAGCCACGACAGGCACUUCUUCUCUCCCCUCCUGGCCUCAUUCACUCGUUUGGGGCUACCACCCUGGCCUGGACCCGUCACCCCUGUAAAGAUGACACGAGGGAGGAGGGCGCAGAGUGGUUCACUUCUGGAGCCUCUCAGUCAGGAAACGGCACAGACCCUGUGUGCUGUUACUCUGAGGAACGUGCUGGGCUCCAUGGCUAGAGAGGGAGCGUUGCAGCUGGCCUCCCUGCCAACGUUCCCGCCUUCCAAAACAUGCACGUGAGUGUGUGCACAUGAGCAAAUGCAGGUGUUUGCAUAGGUGCACUGGCACGAGUGUGUCUGCGUGAGUGUGCACGAGUGUGAGUUGUACCGGUGUGUGUAUGCCUACGGGAGUGUGAGCAGGUGAGUGUGGGAGGCUCUGGGGUAGGGGAAGGCGGUCUCCCCAGCCUGCCUUCUGGGUCAGCUUGCCUGGCUGCAUUUUGGAAUUAUACAUAAUAAAAUACAAAAGUUCCAUCUUUAGGACACAUCACUUGUAAUGAGAGGCUGUGUAAGGACAGCAUAUAGCAGUUUUCGUCUGGAGGAGCGCAUCGAUAUUAUGGAUUGUGUUUUAAGGGAGCGCUUUACCGCUUGCCCCAGAGAAUCUGCCUAAGUAGCUCGAGUGCCGAGGUCAGGCAUUGACUUCGGGCGGGGUCAGAGGCCAGCACCUUCCUGUCUAUGAAAUGAAUACCAAGUCCUAGGCGCCGCGCCGGGCUGGCCGAUGCCGACAGCGGAGUCCUGGUGAAGUUCUCCUGCAGGGGCUGAGACUCGAGGAAACCUCCUUGCGGUCCGUCCCUGGGCAGGCGGGCAGGCGGAUGAAGCCACGGGGAGCCAGCCAGGCGCCACUGGGAGGGAACUCGGUUGUACUGCGCACCUGGGAGCAGCAGGUGUAUCACAAGAACUGGCUGGUCUCCCUAAAAGUAAUUGAGAAAGAUGCUAGGAGAGGAGAAGGAAGUUGUUGAUGGCUUACAAAUCAAAGAAGACAAAGUGAUCUGAAGUUCAAAAAAAUCACAGAUUGACAAAUUCCAAGUGAUCUCUUUUUUCCUUGCCCAGCCCCUUCCCGUGGAGACAAAGAGGAAUCCCGUACCUGUGCUCAUUUGGAUGCAUUUCUCCAGGCCCUGCCCUGAGCCCUCGCCUGGGCUCACUUGGACCGUCUGCGAGGGAGAGAAAACCGAAGGCUCCACCCCCUCUGAGUUCUGUGACUCCCAAGCACUCCUGUUUGAGUGCCCAUGGCCACCUGCAGUCCCACCCUCACCUGUCACCACCAGCACUCUAAUCGUGUGUAUGAACGACUUGCUCUGCAUUUGGUCUUUGGCAGGAAGAAAAAGGCGUGACAACCACUUUUGUGGCAGAAGGUAUCUUAAAACUAGUUUGGUGCACAGCCCUUGGACUAGUAGAUUCUACAAGAAAAGAGAACUGGCUCCUGUCUACUGAGCGGAGACCCCUGUGUGUCCAGGGCUGUACUCUGUGCAGUGGUUUUCGGCAGUGGGGAGGGUCCCUCUGAACCCUGCGAACCUGCUGGUCAGCUUCUGUCUGGAGCGAGGUUUGCAUGAAAUGGGAUGUGAAACGAAGGGUGAGCGAGCAAGGGAGGGGCAGGGGCUCUCCGUCUGUGUCCCUACGACAGUUGGCUUCUGCAAUGGGACAGCAAACGGGUCUCCUGUGGGCUGACCCUGGGAUUGCAGCGCUUCAGUAGUGUUGGCUCUGAGCCAGCUGACCGGACAGCAAAGCUGGGUCAGGAAAGGGAAAAUGUUCCUUUUCAUUUAGACCAAAAUGGAAGCAAAUGUUUUUGUU